Messenger RNA from Aplosporella prunicola CBS 121167, 1217 nucleotides. RefSeq lists its product as uncharacterized. Bases 1 to 1098 code for a protein of 365 amino acids. Lineage: Eukaryota; Fungi; Ascomycota; Dothideomycetes; Botryosphaeriales; Aplosporellaceae. The record is from RefSeq and is a predicted model, not a curated record. The transcript is spliced from 4 exons.
AUGGCCGUGGUUCUCCUCGUCCUCACUCUUUGUCUGCAUCUGCCGUUCGUUCAAGGUCAUGCUAUCACACCUGCGGCUCGGUUACCUACCUACAGGGUCGACUACAAUGACACCCUCAAUGAGAUCCUCUUCGGGCAUCAGCCCAGGCUAGGCAAGCGCGACGUCACGGAUUGCGAUGGUGCGGGAGUCUUCACUUGUCCGAUCGGCACUUGCUAUGCUGGAAGCGAUGGAUUUAUCGGAUGUUGCUCUUUGUCGAGCUGUGCAGCGCGGACAACAUGCAUCGACUACAAUCCCAGAUCGAAGGCUGAUUGCGACCCGGAUACUGGAGGAUGCGUCGUCUGCUCCAAGCCCGAGCUUCCGUUUUGCGCCACCAUCUUCAAUCAACUUAGCGACCAGUUUAUAAUGUUCUGCGCGACGACUAGCACCAUGGAAUAUACGCAAUAUGCAGUUGUAAACUCUGACUUGCCAUCUCUGUCUACAGCACUUCCACCAGAGACAACGGACUCCAGCACUACUGCCUUCGGGACCAAAACCGUUGCCUCGGUUGCCCCUAGCACACGAAUCUUUACGACGGUCAUAACAGAGGCGGUACCAGAUGAUUCUGAAACAUCGACGGUAGUUACAAUCACUGAAACCUCAGUAGAUGUUGCAUCAGCGUCAGCUUCAGCUGCGCCCUCAGAUGUGUUUUUUGGCAGUGGGGAGGAUUCCGACAACAAUGGCUUGAAGCUUUCUACUGGCGCCAUUAUAGGGAUAGCCAUUGGCGGUCUAGUUGCUCUCGCUAGUAUUGCAGCUCUGACAUGGUUCUGUGUCAAGCACCAGGGCAACCGAAACCAGCACGACAACGCCUCCAACUCAUCCCCGCCCCUUUGGCAAGGUCCAACCUCCGGGCCCUACGGCGAGGUAACGCAGCAGGUCAACGUCGCCGAGCUCGAGGAUACAAGUCCCGCACCCACACAGAACGAAUGGAACAUCACGCCAGAGCUAGACUCGGCAUCCGUGUCGCCUGCGAUCCCUUCGGCUCCUUUCACGUCAGAACACAAGUACCAUCCAGCUUCUUUGACACCAGGAGCGUCCGUCUCUGCGCCAUCGACUCUGUAGGAUAUAAGGUAAUGACAUGGUCCAUGGGGACUGGGGUUCAGCUGAAAGGGAUGGCGUAGCGUCGAGUUCUGGGGUCUCGGAUGCAGUGAAAGUCGGAAAGGGGGGAACUGGAUUACGCU